ACCAUUCCGCCAGGGCCCAAGACCGACGUAGCGAAGUUGAUCAUGUCCUCUGCUGACCCCACGCACAGCUUCGUCUCGUCGGAGCUCGGAGCGCGCUCGCACUUGGUCAGUGAGUUCACAAUCGUGCCCUUCAUCGUCAAGUUGUCGUCUGCUUGGAAGAUCCGCUUCAGCUCGCCGAUUUGGGAUGCGGGGAAGGGCAGUUCGGAGAAUAUGGUUCGGGGAAGAAACGACCUUUUCGACAUUCUUCUCGAGGCUGGGGGACAAUCGGGAAAGCAGAGGAGCCUAGCAGCAGAGCAAAACGCUGGAAUUUGAGUUGCGAGAAAGUUUUGGGCGGCAAGCUUGGCGAAAGUGGCGGACUAGACGGCGAUCAUGGGGAAGCCAUGGAGAUUAAGAAUUGGGAGUUGGGGAGGCCGCUCCCGAUCUCCUUAUUCCAGUAUUGAGCCAGAGCCGUCCAAUUCGUCGCUCCCGAUCCAAUUACCAACCCGACCAAGACGCUAUUCCUCCCUUCAUAAAGAUAAAAAGAUGCU
Molecule: messenger RNA, 527 nt
Organism: Linum trigynum
Lineage: Eukaryota; Viridiplantae; Streptophyta; Magnoliopsida; Malpighiales; Linaceae
Source: the annotation of a GenBank genome assembly